AUGGUUCCGUUUCGUGGGUCCGAUAUUCCUCAAUGUUCAUUAUUGAUUAGCGUGACUCCACAGUUUCUGUUAUCUUUGGUCUCGUAUUGGAAAGAAAUAACUAUUACGCUCACAAGAAUCACUCAGGUUUUAGACUCCAAUUUGAAAACUACUCCACGUUACAACUCAAAUGUUCUUUACAGCCUAGUUGUUUUGUAUAAGCAUAUCAUCUGUGGACCUUGUAUUAUACUCCCUGAUGAAUCAGGUUGCAAACUAGUAACCAGUAGUUUUUGA
Messenger RNA from Schistosoma mattheei, 273 nucleotides. The record is from the annotation of a GenBank genome assembly. Lineage: Eukaryota; Metazoa; Platyhelminthes; Trematoda; Strigeidida; Schistosomatidae.